Molecule: messenger RNA, 360 nt
Organism: Centruroides sculpturatus (bark scorpion)
Lineage: Eukaryota; Metazoa; Arthropoda; Arachnida; Scorpiones; Buthidae
Exons: 1
Coding region: 1-360 (119 amino acids)
Molecular function (GO): nucleic acid binding
Source: RefSeq, a predicted model, not a curated record
AUGUUGCUGUAUGACAAUGAAGAUUUUCUGGAUCGUGUCGUCUUCAGUGAUGAAUCAACAUUUCACCUAAGUGGAAAUGUGAACACUCAUAAUGUGCCUACCUGGGGGUCAGCAAAUCCCCAGGAGAUGGUACAGUUGAAACGAGACUACCCAAAAUUGAAUGUUUUUUGUGCCAUAUCCCAGCAGAAAGUUUAUGGGCCUUUCUUUUUCGGUGAAGCAACUGUAACUGGUGUUUCUUAUCUUGAUGCGCUACAACUGUGGCUCUUUCCUCAAUUGGAAGAAGAUGAACCAGAGAACUUUAUUUGGCAGCAAGAUGGCUCAGGAUGCAAUUGGUUAAAUGAUGUUAUACCCAACUGCUAG